AAUCCGAGCGGCCUCACAUGUUUUUGUGUUGGUCGUUGGACACUGAAGUGCCGAGAGAGAAACUGCGAGCGGAGCCGAAUGUUCCCAGAUGUGAGUGGAACCCGCCGCACGGAGGACGCGCCGCCCCGCGACACCGGACCCAGUCAGGAUCCUGUAGGACCAUGACGCUGGUGUUCCAGGGAUCUGAUUGGUGGGUAGUUGGACUGGUGGCUCUGAUGUCUUAUCUUGAGUGAACCUGCUCCGGAGCAGGUGAGCCGUUCAGCAUCAGUUACCAAGGACAAAGAAACUUUUAUCUUACGUCAGACAGAUUUCAGCUGCGUUCACGUGAGAAAAAGACAGAAAGUGUUUAAUGCACAUUUUGACUGUAGAAUAGAAAAUGUUCAAAGAGCAGGAGCUCUUGAGCUCAUGUUUGAAGAACGACAGAGAGACGCCCUCAGCUGUUUGUUAAUCUUUGUCAUCUCAUUAAUAAUCAUCUAACAGCUGCUGGAAGCUGCACAGUCACAUUUAUGCGACAGGAAAUAUAUUUUCUUUCACAUGUCUGGUGCUUCACGACCAGUUUGCUUCAAUGGAGAACUGCAGUUGCAAAAGGACAAAUUGUAGAAGCCGUCGUUACCUCAGCAUAACCUGGGAGAUAGCCUAGCCUAGCUUAGCUCAGGACAGCACAGCCCUGUUAGCUAGUCCGUGACCCCCCCACCCCCACAGAAAUCAGUCUCCUACACCCCACACACCCCCGCCCCAUCCCACCUAACUUCUCCAAGUGAGUUGCCAUGGCAUCAGUGCGCUUCACGGUGACGCCCACCAAGGCAGAGGACCUCCCGGGUCUGUCGGACACUUCUCCUGACAUCAGCUCCCGCUCCGGCGCCCGCGUUCGCUUCGGCUCCAGGGAGAGCGUCAACCGGAGUGACCCGCUCAGCGACGCAUCAGGGGGAGCAGGGACGGAGACGCCCGACCACAGCAGUGUGGAACAAGGUGAUGGGAAUUCAAAGAUCUCCAGCGUCUACAUCAACAACAGUCAUUGUCUGGACGACGAUGAUUUCUACGACAAGAACUUGGCCUUGUUUGAGGAGGAGAUGGACACUCGGCCCAAAGUGUCGUCUCUGCUCAGUCGUCUGGCGAACUACACCAACCUGACGCAGGGCGCCAAGGAGCACGAGGAGGCAGAGAGCAUCGGCGAGAAGAAGAAAGCCGGCAAGUCGCCACACAUGGGGACUUUCAUGGGCGUCUACCUGCCUUGUCUCCAGAACAUCUUCGGCGUCAUCUUGUUCCUGCGGUUGACGUGGGUGGUGGGGAACGCUGGCGUGCUGCAGGCUCUGUGCAUCGUCUUCAUAUGCUGUUGCUGUACACUGCUUACUGCGAUAUCCAUGAGUGCAAUCGCCACUAAUGGAGUUGUACCAGCCGGGGGCUCGUACUUCAUGAUCAGUCGCUCUCUGGGUCCAGAGUUCGGGGGGGCGGUGGGCCUCUGUUUCUACCUGGGCACCACUUUUGCCGGAGCCAUGUACAUCCUGGGAGCCAUCGAGAUCCUGCUGAUGUACAUGGCACCAAAUGCGGCCAUUUUUGAGUCCAAGUCCCCCGAAGGCGAAGGGGCGGCAAUGUUGAACAACAUGCGUGUCUACGGCUCCAUCUGCCUCCUGCUCAUGUCCCUGCUUGUCUUUGUGGGUGUGAAGUACGUCAACAAACUGGCCUCCAUCUUCUUGGCCUGCGUCAUCGUCUCCAUUGUUUCCAUCUAUGUCGGAGCACUGGUCUCCGCCUUCAAACCGCCACAGUUUCCCGUGUGCAUGCUGGGUAACCGAACCAUCAACGGUCAUGAAAUCGAUGACAGCCAGUGUGCAAAGACCAUCCUCCUGCCGAUCCACGAGCCAGUGGAGAGAGAUGACUUCAACUUCACAACCAUCAGUGUAGAAAACAGCACUGCAGGUCCGACCUUUGACCCCAGCCCCGCUCCCUCUCUGGUGGAGAAGACCACUUAUCUGUGGAAGCAGUUUUGUCAGAGCCCAGAGCUCAACUCCUCCUGUGACCAAUACUUCACGUCCAACAACUUCUCUGAGAUUGAAGGGAUCCCCGGUCUGGCCAGUGGCAUCAUUUCAGAGAACGUGUGGAGCUCGUACCUCAGCAAAGGAGACGUGGUGGAGAAAAGCUCCCUCAGCUCCUCUCAUCUCGCUCCUCCGGCCUCCACCCACCAGCCAUACGUGUUCACUGACAUCGCCACAUCCUUCACGCUGCUGGUCGGCAUCUUCUUCCCCUCGGUCACAGGAAUCAUGGCUGGUUCAAACCGGUCGGGGGAUCUGAAAGAUGCCCAGCGCUCAAUCCCCAUUGGAACCAUCCUCGCCAUCCUCACCACCUCCAUCGUCUACCUGAGCAGCGUGGUUUUGUUCGGCGCCUGCAUCGAGGGCGUGGUCCUCCGAGACAAGUUUGGCGACUCAGUGAAAGGGAACCUGGUGGUGGGGACUCUGGCAUGGCCGAGUCCCUGGGUCAUUGUCAUCGGCUCGUUCUUCUCCACGUGCGGCGCCGGCCUCCAGUCGCUGACCGGCGCUCCCAGACUCCUGCAGGCCAUCGCUAAGGACAACAUCAUCCCCUUCCUCCGGGUGUUCGGCCACGGGAAGGCGAACGGGGAGCCGACCUGGGCCCUGCUGCUGACCACCCUGAUUGCUGAACUGGGGAUUCUCAUCGCCUCUCUGGACCUGGUGGCUCCCAUCCUGACUAUGUUCUUCCUGAUGUGUUAUCUCUUCGUGAAUCUGGCCUGUGCCCUCCAGACCCUCUUGAGGUCACCCAACUGGAGGCCACGCUUUUCUUACUACCACUGGACCUUGUCGUUUUUGGGGAUGACUAUCUGCCUUGCGCUGAUGUUCAUAUCCUCUUGGUACUACGCAAUCGUUGCCAUGGUGAUCGCUGGCAUGAUCUACAAAUAUAUUGAGUAUCACGGAGCGGAGAAAGAGUGGGGGGAUGGGAUCCGCGGUCUUUCGCUCAGUGCUGCUCGUUUCGCCCUCCUGAGGCUGGAAGAGGGACCACCGCACACGAAGAACUGGAGGCCUCAGCUGUUAGUUUUACUCAAACUGGACGAAGACGCUCACGUCAAGUCUCCUCGCCUGUUGACGUUUGCCAGCCAGCUGAAGGCGGGAAAGGGUCUGACCAUUGUCGGCACUGUCGUGUCUGGAAACUUCCUUCAGAGCUACGGAGAAGCGCUCGCUGCCGAGCAGACACUGAAGCACCUGAUGGACAAAGAGCGAGUGAAGGGCUUCUGUCAGUGCAUCGUGGCUCAGAAGCCUCGUGAAGGCAUCAGCCACAUGAUCCAGUCCAGCGGCCUGGGAGGAAUGAGACCCAACACCGUGGUGAUGGGCUGGCCUCACGCCUGGAGGCAGAGCGAGGACCCACAGUCCUGGAAGACCUUCAUCAACACGGUGCGGGUGACCACAGCAGGACACCUCGCGCUGCUGGUGCCCAAAAACAUCUCUCUGUUCCCCAGCAACAGCGAACCCUGCUCAGAGGGCUACAUCGACGUCUGGUGGAUCGUCCAUGACGGGGGGAUGCUGAUGCUGCUGCCCUUCCUCCUGCGUCAACACAAGGUGUGGAGGAAAUGUGGGAUGCGAAUCUUCACAGUGGCCCAGAUGGAGGAUAAUUCAAUCCAGAUGAAGAAGGAUUUGGCAACCUUUCUCUAUCACCUCCGCAUCGAGGCUGAGGUGGAAGUCGUCGAGAUGCAUGACAGUGACAUCAGUGCGUACACGUACGAACGGACCCUGAUGAUGGAGCAGAGGUCGCAGAUGCUCCGACAGAUGCGACUGUCUAAAUCGGACCGGGACAAAGAGGGAAACCCUGGUAGCAGCAGCAGUAGGCCAGAAGGUGGCGCUACACGGUCUCAGGCUCAGCUGGUGAAGGACCGGAACUCGAUGCUGCGUCUGACGAGCAUCGGAUCGGACGACGACGACGACACGGACGGUGGCGAGCGGGACAGGGGGCCGAGCAGCAGCAGCGGGGGCGGCGGCGGCAACUCUGAACACCAGCGCCGAGUUCAGAUGACCUGGACCAAAGAGAAGACGUCUCACUACAGAGCCACACACUCGGGCUGCUCCACACCUGAGGGCUUCAGGGACAUGCUGAGCAUCAGGCCGGAUCACUCCAAUGUCCGAAGGAUGCACACCGCCGUCAAACUCAACGAGGUCAUCGUCAACAAGUCCCACGACGCCAGACUGGUACUGCUCAACAUGCCGGGACCCCCGAGGAACUCGGAGGGAGACGAGAACUACAUGGAGUUCCUGGAGGUUCUGACCGAAGGACUGGAGCGGGUCCUGUUGGUCCGAGGAGGAGGAAGUGAAGUUAUCACCAUUUACUCCUGAUUGGACAGAGAGAGGAAGCGUUAAGUGAGCGAAGGGAGACCGAGGGGCCGUUAGCUCCGGGGGGCGUGGUCCCAGAAACAGAGACACUCAUUGGCUGCAGUGUCUGUCAUCAACACCUCAACUCGCCCUUUUCAUUUCUACACUUUUCUGUCACAGGUUUUCAUUCCGACACAAUUCCAUCAAUGAGAGACAAAACUAAUGUGUGUGUAUGUGUGUGAACAUCUGAAGGAGGUUUAUCAGAAGGGACCAGCGAUGUGCGAGGCGGCGAACCACCUUAUGAGGACACGUAGAGCGUUCGAGGCCGAGACUCAGGAGUCAGAAGCAGCUCGAAGGUCUGAGGAGGCAGUCAACGCUACAUGUCUGCACGCACGCACAAACAAGCACACACACGUACGCACACACGUACGCACGUACACACACACACAUGCACGCACACACACACGUGCACGCACACACACAUACGCGCACACACACGUACACACACACACACAAUGGAAAUGAACGAAGCAAAAUGCUUUGAUGUUUGGUCACGAGUUGCAUUUUGAUCGAUAAAAGGUUCCUCGUCACUGAGAUGAUACCCCGCCUGUUCCACGUCACUUUGAGAUGAUGCCCCGCCUGUUCCUCGCCUGUUUGUUUCCUGCGGAGUGAUUCUAAUGUGAAAUGCUUCGACCAAUCAGAUUCCUCACGUCAUAUUUCCUCACUUGUCGGGGUUUCUCUCAUGACAACCUUUAACCUUUAACCUCCCGUUAGCAGAUCGUGUCACUAGCAGAUCCAGUGCAGCUAUCGGCUCUGUGAUUGGUCGAAAAGUCAGUCGGCAAUCUCCCUUUGAUGUAUUUUUAUUGAGAUACAGAAUUCUACCUAACAACAGCAAUGCUCUGAAUCCUGACGAGUUGACACGACACACGCGAAACCUGAACAAAAUGUUUUUUCAAUAAAUACUCAGAAUAUCAAACUAAA
Molecule: messenger RNA, 5285 nt
Organism: Scophthalmus maximus (turbot)
Lineage: Eukaryota; Metazoa; Chordata; Actinopteri; Pleuronectiformes; Scophthalmidae
Product: solute carrier family 12 member 6-like
Exons: 28
Coding region: 768-4328 (1186 amino acids)
Biological process (GO): potassium ion homeostasis; chloride ion homeostasis; chemical synaptic transmission
Cellular component (GO): membrane
Molecular function (GO): potassium:chloride symporter activity
Source: RefSeq, a predicted model, not a curated record